Molecule: messenger RNA, 12828 nt
Organism: Cyanistes caeruleus (blue tit)
Lineage: Eukaryota; Metazoa; Chordata; Aves; Passeriformes; Paridae
Gene: PSTPIP1
Product: proline-serine-threonine phosphatase interacting protein 1
Biological process (GO): actin filament polymerization
Cellular component (GO): plasma membrane; actin filament; cytoplasm
Molecular function (GO): actin filament binding
Source: RefSeq, a predicted model, not a curated record
AGUCAGACUUAUCCUCAUUUUUCAUUACAGAAUGGAUUCAAAUGGAUUCUGCUGCCAAACAAUUUAAUUUGUGGGAUAAAAAGCCCUCAGGAAAUGUGUUCUUGGCCUUAUCAAACAGAACACCUGAUUUUUAACCUCUGAGAGCGGUGGUGGAAGGAGAUGCAGUGGCUGUCAGGAAAGCGGCUCCUUGUUGACACUGCUGGAUUUCUGAGUGAACCUGUCAGGUCAGGCUAAAAUCCCCUUUAAAAGAGUGAGAAAGGGCAGCUGAAGGGCCCUGCAGGUGUCCAAAGCAUCCUGACAAAUCUCAGCCCCUCCCUUGCCCACCUAAAUGCUGUUUCUUGGUCCGAAAAUAGUGACAUUGCUUUUGCAGGGGGAAUUGCAGGAUGCUGAGGGAGUUUCAGUAGAUGGCAUCACAGCAUUCACAGCCUAGAGAGGUUCAGUGAUUUUGCUCCCUGCCUCAGCCCCACAGAGCUCCCUCCCAGGCUCAGCCUUUCCACACUGCACACAACUCUGGCCACACAUCAAGAUACUAACCCAGUCCUGUGAUACAGCAUUUCAGAACUGGAGGCCUUGAUGUCCUCUACUCUGACAGCUCAUCGAAGUACCUGAACUGGAGACCUGGUCUGGGCUAUUCUGAGAAACUCACCCACAGCACAGAGUGAACUGCCUGUGCUGAUGGUGUUUGAGAGAGAGCAUCCCUGAGAGCUGCUGGGGAGGUGACUGUGCUACACCAGAGCUCUUGGGUGGGAUGGAUGCAGGCACAGAGCCCGGCCUGAGGUUCAGUCAAAUAAUUGGCUUUGUGGCUGGAGGCCAAACUAAAAAUAACAGAAAAGUAGCAUAUCAUUUUAGAGGCCUAAAAUGCACUCAAUGCAUUUUUAUGAACCCCAACAGCAGCAAAGAUGGUUUCAAAACACAGCUGUAACUUGGAAAUAGUAACAGGAAACAUUUAGGUUUGGAAGGACUGAGAUAAAACACUUUAAAAAAGAUCCUUUUCUUUUUUUGCAUACAGAUCAAGUAGGACUAGUGCCCAUGCCCUCAAAAUACAUUUUUCAAGAAAUUUUCCCUUCUGGGAGAAAGCUUCACUCCUUUCUCUUCAACCCUGUCUGCAAGUGAAUCCUCACAUUUCUCCUUCUCCCACUCUAAUGCAAUGAUGCUUUCUUCCUGCUAUACCUCUGACUCUUCAGACUCUUGUUUGUCCUUGUCUGCUUGCACUUCAUUUUCCCUCACAAAUUUCCUGUACACUCCCUGUCUUUUUCAGACGAUCAGGAAGGAACCUUACAAAUUCUUUAAAACACCAGCUACAAAUUGCCCAUGGAGUGAGUGGGGGUAACUGCAGGCCCCAGCUGCUGCAGAGCUCUCUGAGCAGAGCCCCAAGAAGUUGCAGGACUUCCCCACUUUGGAAUGAUCUGCCCAGGGGGAGCUGCUGCUGUGUGACAGCAGGAAAACAGCAACACCCAGAGCAGCGUCAGUCGGUUGGAGAUCACCACAGGUCAUUUCUCCGAGUUGCCUGGAACAGCCCCAUGCUAUUGGCAGCAGCCUGACUUCAGGAGGGACAGGUCUGUGGAUGUGCUGCACUCUCUGCUUGGGCUGGGGUGCAGUGACAAGGCUCAGAGCUGUGCCUGCUGCCGCUCUCACCCCACAACAGACCUGCUGAAGGAUUCCUACCCCUCCACAGAGCAAUAAUAAUGACCCAGCUGCAGUUUAAAGAUGCUUUUUGGUGCAAGGAGUUCACCUUCCACACUGGCUAUGAGGUGCUCGUACAGCGGCUACUGGAGGGGAAGAAGAUGUGCAAAGAUGUGGAGGAUUUGCUCAAGCAGAGAGCACAAGCAGAAGAGAGAUACGGGAAAGAGCUGGUUCAAAUUGCCCGAAAAGCAGGAGGACAAACAGAAAUCAACACACUGAAGGCAGCAUUUGAGAUGCUCAAGCAACAAAUUGAAAGUGUUGGAAACUCUCAUAUCCAGCUGGCAGUAAUGCUGAAGGAAGAACUGAAAGGAAUAGAGGAGUUCCGAGAAAGGCAGAAGGAGCAGAGAAAAAAGUACGAGUCUGCAAUGGAGCGGAUGCAAAAGAGCAAACUGUCCCAUUACAAGAAAACUAUGGAGUCCAAGAAGACCUACGAGCAGAAGUGCAGGGAGGCGGAUGAGGCCGAGCAGUCCUUCGAACGCAUCAGCGCUUCAGGCAACCAAAAGCAAACAGAAAAGAGUCAGAACAAAGCCAAGCAAUGCAGAGAUGCAGCAAAUGAAGCAGAGAACGUGUACAAACAGAACAUUGAGCAGCUGGAUAAGGUCAGGACAGAGUGGGAACAGGAACAUAUCAAAACCUGCGAGGUCUUCCAGCUCCAGGAGUGCGACCGCAUCACGAUACUGAGGAACUCUCUGUGGGUGCACUGCAACCAGCUGUCCCUGCAGUGUGUGAAGGAUGAUGAGCUGUAUGAAGAGGUUCGGGUCAGCUUGGAGAACUGUGUUGUAGAGUCAGACAUAGACUACUUCAUUAAGACAAAAAUGACAGGAACACAACCUCCAGAUGCCAUAGGGUACGAGAACUACUACAGCAGAGAGCCCAACAGGCACAGCAGCAGCCCCACUCACUCCUGUGGGAUGAUGAAGAGAUUCUCUGGACUUCUGCAUGGGAGCAGCAGAAACAACACAGAAACUGCCACUCCUUCAGCGCCUCCUCUGGAGAGAACAGACGGAGUCUAUGCAUCCAUUAUUGUAAAUGAAAAAUCUGGGAUCACGUCAUCACAGGACUACAGAGUACUUUAUGACUACACAGCCCAGAACGUGGAUGAACUGGACAUCAGUGAAGGAGACAUUGUAGUUGUCAUUGCAGAAAAUGAGGAUGGCUGGUGGACAGCAGAAAGGAAUGGGCAGCGAGGCUUUGUGCCAGGCUCUUAUCUUGAAAAGCUUUGAUGAAAAGAAGCCCCAGUCCUCAGACUUUAUAAAUAUUCUGUUACUGAAAACAACCAGCACACAAGGUCUGCUUCAGCUGACCAAGGGCAUCCCAAUAAUAAUGUUUUCUACAACUACCAGUUAGGAAAUAACCAACUGACCAUGCUUUUCUCUCCCUUGCUCCUGCCUCAUCCCAUUAUUCUCCUGGCCUACACUAUCUGAAAAAACUGUCAUCACUCCUGAGAGAUUAGGACUUGCAUGUUUUGGCACAGUCCUACCUCAGCACAUUGUGCUGCCAGCAGCGUUUCAAAGUUUGGCAAUCCUGGGAGGAAAAUCCUGCUCAGAUCUCAACUGUACAAAGGGAAAAGAUCACAGAAGCAAGUGCAGUUUCUUCAGGAUGGAAGACUGUCUCUAGCCAGCCUGGGAGCCACCCUUAUGGUCACAAGAGCCAUGGUCUCUGCCAUGGAUCCCUUUCUCUCUGUUCACAGGACCUGCUGGCAUUUUUGACAGAGGAUAGUUUAUCAGUCAUGGAUGAAAAUAAAAAAACAAUGAAUGCAGUGACAGAGGAGCACCUGAAGGACCAGGACACAUCCCUAGUGGGAAAACCUGAGGCACUCCCCAUCACAACCAUCUCCUAGCACAAUGAAAUCCAUGCUAGCCAUAGCUCUGCUUUGCUCUGGAUUCUGGGACAGGUGACAGGCCCAAGGCUUGCUUUUGCCUUGGUUGGAAGGUUUCCCUAACACCUCUCUGGGAUUAUAAAGUUUAAAAAUCCAACAACACAAACAGCAGCUAAGCCAGGCGUCCAGCAGUGCUGCACUGCCCUGAUUCCUCUCCUGUGAGCACCAGAGAAUUGCCAAUUGCCACCCCUGCAAUGUCAGCAGGGCAGCCUCCCUUCCACCUGCUCAGUCCACAGGCUGCUCUGGCUCCAUCUGCUGCCUGCAGCCUCUGCACCUCUGUGAUUGCUGCCACAGGGACAUCCUGGGUUCUUUCCAGGCACAUCUAAUGUGCUCAUUUUUCAACAAAACCUCUUCAGAGGUAUUGCACUGUUCAGGUUCACUCUAUUUCACAGAUUGCAGCUCUAUUCAUCUUUCUAGUUUAAUAUUUAAGAAUGUUUCCAAUGUUACUGUACAAGGAAUUGAUGGACAGUUUCUGCCAUUUUUCCUUUUUCAGUACUUCAAGAUAGUUAAAAAAAAUUAAAAACUGGUGAUUUAAUUUGAGUCAGAGCAAACUAUUUCUGGGGGCAGAAUGACCAUUUGCCAAGGUUUUAGGUCUUAAAACUUAAUCAAGACAAUGAAAAUUAUUCUUAUUGCAACCUGAAAGGCAUGGGGGAGAGAGGAACUGUUAGCUCAGACAUACAAGACAGACAAGAGAAAUUUAGACAAAAGAAAAAGCUGUUAUAGCCAAUGCAAUCUGUUCUUAAAUGAAACACAGUAAAGGUCAGAGGCACUUGCAGUAUCUUAUUCGAAUUCUUCCUUCAAGAAUGAACAGAAGUUGCUGCAGGCCCUUUUCCUUUGGCUGCCUGCAGUACUUUACACAGGACCUUGUCCUUCCCACGCUCCCCCAGUUACCAUGCAGCACAUCCACAUCAGGGCUGAAGGGCUCUGAGCCCCUGGCAUCAGCACAGGCUCAGGAGGGGCUGCCAUGGCAUUGGAGGCAGCAGAGUAAGAACAGCAGCACUCGCCCAGGCUGGGAAGAGAAGGAAUGGUUUCUGUGACCACACCUGAAGUGACACAAAGAUGCACUGGCUUCAGCUUGGCCAGGACAUUACGAGUGGAGGCUGCCCGACAGCCACAAGAGAUUGAAUGUAUUUACUACUUAAACACUCAAUCUCCCACAAAGAAGACUGUAAUAAACCAAUAAAUAAAUCAAUCUAGGUAGGUAUUUUGCAGAUUAUCUUAAUUAAACAGAAGAAAAAAAACCCCACAAAUACACUGAGAUGCACAUUCUCUAAUGAUGUGGGACACAGAUUUUGCAGGACUCCUCACUUUUCUGGGGGCCCACCCUCAUACAAGGCACUACAGGGCCCAGUCUUGACUGCCCUGAAACCCUAUUGCAGAUCAUCUUUGCUUCCAUGGACCACAUGAUCUACAUCACCAACAGACAGCUGGUGGAAUGGUGGCUGCUGUUUCCAUCUAAUCAUUCUGCAUUUUUGCUGUCAAAGUCAGGAAACUGAUUUCCUUUCUACCAAUCCCUUCUUCUUUUGAGUAAACACUGUUGAAUGGCAAGAGGCUAUAGGUAUUUCAAAAUCUCCCGUGUCACAGCAUUUGGGUCCCACAUGCUAACUCCGGAUUGUUCAGGAAAUGAAAAAGCAGCAGCAAUGUUUUCUCAUGAAUCCUCUGAUUCACAUUGUCUAGAUAUGGCUUGGAACUACUUAUCAGCCAAAUUCUUCAGUUUGCCCUAUCUGCGUGGCAGCACUUGUCACAAAUAGAACAGAGAUAUCAAGAAAUACUCACACCCUCUGAGAACACCCACAUUUUAGGUGUCAUCUAUCUACGCACCCCCAUCACUAGGAAAAGCAGGAAGAUCAGUUGUAGGCUCCUGCCUUGACAACAUUGCCCUUAUUAACAUUUUCUCUCCAGUUUGGUAACGUUUGGGCAAUAAAACUGAUGUAAUUAAGUUAUCAUUCAAUUUUCAGCUAGGAGGGGAAACAGAAUUGGGCCCUUUCCAGUGGCAUUCUUAUACUGAAGUCAAAACAUGCAAAUUGGUUUUGCAUUUACUACCAAUUAAGGAGAAGCACUCGAAAACCUGUUUGAAAUAACAUUCUACCAAUGAUAACCACACGUAAUUAGGAAACGUCUACGAGUGUAGAGUGAGGUGAAUCCCUACACAGAAGUUUUCUACAUAUUAAGACCCACAAGCCAGUAGUAACACCAAAACAGUAUCAGACUAGAAACAGAGAGAUCCAACAGACCCAGCUCUAAGACAACCAACACAGCCAGGCCUCCUGCCAAGCUCAGUGAUCUGCAGUCAACCAGCUUCCAGCAUUUCCAACAACUAGGCAGAUAAAAGGAAGAAACCAACCUCUUCCCAGCUAAGCAUGUAGCAACAGCAAGAGCACAGUGACUGAUGAAGGUCUGGAGUGUUUGUCACCUCCCUGAGGACCUCUGGCUAGAGCUCUGUAGCAUGAACAACCCCAGCAGGCAUCAGCCAAAGUGGUGACAGAUCAUGUACAUAAGGCAUGAACAGUAGAAACUCUUACCUUGGCUUCCUUCCUGUCUCAAGAGGUGAAUUCCUGGUCUGAGUCUCCUCUCCAGAGGUCAUUUUCUCCCAGUUGCAGCUCAUACCUGAUUACUGAAAUGCAGUUGAAGUGGAAGCAUAUGGAUGCCAAGAGGAGAUGCAUUACAAGCCAAGCAGCAGGUGGCAGGUGUUUAACAGGAGCCUGGGUGAGCAUUAAGGAACACCUAACCUCAACACUGGGAUAACUUACACACUUUGUGAUACCACAGAACAUCCUGGCAGUAUCACUGUGCCAUGGCUUGACUGUGCAGGCUUGGAGAGGACAGGGGAUUCUACAUCAGUGCUAUCCAAACACAGUAAGAAAAGUCACUGUUAACCUUCCAUGUGGAGUGGCAACAGCUCUGUAUGGGACAGGACAAACUGUACAGGCCUGAACAGCAGCCUAGACUGCUCAACACCAUCUCUUUCCCCUUUCCUGUUCUCCAACUUGCAGGGCUGGGGCAUAGAAUGCAAGAACAGUCACCAGCCACACAAAUACCAGUGCUUCCCGUGUCCUUAAACAGGAACUACACACAGAGUUAGUGAGCAAGAAAGGAAACAAAGUUGUGAUGCUGAGUCUUAUCUGCUUUGUGGCUGCUAAGGGACUGCAAGGGCUGAUGGGCUGGGUUUUGUAAGGAAAGAAUACUUGUGAAUUAAAUUCUGGAAGAAGAAUUAGUGUCCUGCCAGUGAUUAUGUUAUUAACAAAAUGCCAACACUGCAUUCACUUGAAAGGGCAGAAAACUAGUCAAGCUGUUAGCCAUCAUCUAUUCUUUGUUAGCAAUUACUUAAAUUCAGCAGCUCACAUUUUGUUCAGAGCCACAGUUACCUCCAGAUAUGUGCACUCCUGGAUCCUGCACAGUGCAAAUCUGUUUCUAGAAUAGCUGGAUAAUCAUAUUUCCAUCAAAUCAGCCAGUUACACAUGGUACAGUGCUCAACUUGUCCUUCUACCGGCUGCUAAAGGAUGGCUGACACCUGAUCUGGCAUAAAGCUGCUGGGGCACCAUGAAGAGCACAUUUACACCCUAUCACUGCUGGGUACCAUGUGGCUGCAGCUGUUCUGUCCCAAACACUGGCCCAAAAGGCAGAUUUACUGUGUUGUUCUGUUCUGACUGAAAGCACAGACUAAAUCUUGCUUUUAGAUACAAAACUCUAGGAGAAAUCACCAUCACCUCCCAGCAAAAUUGGCAGAAAUCAGAGUUGACAUCCCUAAAAUUUCUAAGGGGAAAAACAGUAUCAUCCAAAACCACCAGGCAAACAGAACUCAACUUGGAGCACAGCUUUGAGUUUAUUAUCAGGGAUUCCACAUAGCAUCCUGAGCACUGAGGGUACAAAAACAGCUGGAGGGCAGAGGUGAAGUGGGAACAGAUAUGCUAGGAGGGUAUUUGAAAGCAAGAGGAACUUUACUUACCAGAUCUAAAAAAACCAGUAUUAACCAGAUUUAGAAACAUAAACCAGCACACAUAUCCCAGCUUUGCUGCCCUUACCAGAAUUCAACCAAGCCACCAAAUCAAGGCAGACGUCAGGAUCAGCAACCAGUGUUAACAGGGACAGUGUUGGGUGAGCUACAGCUGCAUAAGCAGUGCUUUGACUUCGAUUCUCUUUGACUGAAAUACAGGCAUUUGCAACAGCCUCUGCCUUAGGGUAAACGGACACACAGUACAGCUCAAGAUAUUCCAGCCUAAAUUUGAAUGAAAUUUCCUUCGUGUUGGAUUACACACUUGGAUUGUUCAAGCAGCCCAGGCUAAACCUUGAAUAAAUCAAUGGCUUUGUGAAGCAAAGGUAUGACUGGAGAAGUCGCACCUCAACCCUCACUCUCCCCAUUCAUCACAGGGAGCUCAUAAUCCACUCUGACAAGAUCUGAAAAUCCUCCUGGCACACUCAGUAUUUUGGUGAUUGCUCAAUCCCAGACCCAGCCUAAACAAGGUAGCAUUGGGUGGUUGUUGGAUCAAUAUUUGCAAUGAAAAAAAUCUUGUAGAAAAGGACAAAUUAUAUUGUGUACACAGUGCUUGUUUUGUAAUAGGACUGGCUGGCUCUGAGGAAGGGGGGUGCAGACAUAAGAUAACACUCAAUGCAGGGAGCACGUGGGGGAGUUCAGUGCAUUCCCUUCCACUCUGCAAGAGCACAAAUGCUCAACAGCUGCAUCUAAAGAAGAAUUGUUCUGAAUUUUUAAGCUGAAAACAGUCCAUGGAGGAAGUUCUUGGGAAACUGGUGAACUUUAACCUUCCCAGGAUAAGCAUACCAACGUAAGUGUGAAUGGGAAAGCUUUCAGUGCACUGAUAGACGUGAGAAGUGCUUUGUCUGUAGAGAAGGGCUGCACAGCCCUUCUUGUGUUUGAGCCCUGGGUGAGGAAGGGAGACUUAAGCGAUAGUGACUUUGUUCUGCUAAGUGGCAGCUAAAGGUUUUGCUAGGUCACUGCUCAAUUCAGCAGCCGUGGGAGGAUUCAAAACCGAAGAGGGAGAGAAGGCAUCUGGAGAAAUGCAUCCUCCAUGCUCUGUAGGGUCCUGUGUCAGCUUUUAUAACUACAGCACUUAUCAGCACAAGCUCUAAAUUUAACUUAUGUUUCCUCAGUGUCUGUAAUGGAUCCUCCAUGCACCAUUUUUCAGUGCUGAAGGUGUUACUGUACAGGGGGAAACAAAGCUAUCAGGAUAAAUGCUGGAUUUAAGCUUUCAAAAUGGACAUUGCACUCAAAGGGCAAAAACACUUCACAGAGUGCAAGGCUACCAGCACUAAGUGUGCUUCCCAAGGAUGAGGUAUCGUCCAAGUCCUGGAAGUACAAGGAAUGCUUAGUUCUACAAUGUGUACUGGGAAUUAAGUCCUGCCUGGUGCCUGUGAGGUACUUGGUGCUGGCACAGGACUCAAUGCCACCUUUGCCACAGGUGAUUUAUUCCUCUCCUACUCUCAGCUGAGAAUGCAUGACCACUACCCCCACACACACCUCGUGUGCUGGCAGAUUUGCUCAAUGCAAUUCAAUGGCAGACUCAUUCAGGCAGGAACAGAUGUGCUUCUUUGCUUGCUCCAGAAGGAUCACCAAGUCUCAGGUCCCCAGACCAGAGCUCUGAUAGCUUCUCACAUACAUAGGUUUGUGUCCACACCUAAUCUACAAACUCAGCCCUGCUUUUAAAUGAUGAAUAAACUGUACUAUGUGUUCAUCUACAGUGUAAAUACCCCACACAAAACAACUGAACUCCUGUCCUGGAGUUCAGGCACCGAAAGAAGAAACAUCUGUUGCCAGGCACAGAUCCAGCAGGGAUUACUGCAGUCACAGCAAGGACUAAAUCAAAGGCUUAUGCCUGGACUUAAUACAUAUUGUGAGCACAAAACCCGUAUUGUGAAGGCAACAGCCAGACUGAAGAAAUAAAGGAGUAGGUCAACAAAUCUAAUAUUUACCUCUGCCAUGCCAGGCAGCUGCCAGGACAUUAAACAUGUUCAGGGUGCAGCACAUGGCCAUGGAACAGCUGUACAGCUGUGCUUCCCCAGCACCUCCUCCUCCACCUAGUGGCCUGCAAUUUAGCCUUAUUUUAAACACCAAACCUUGUUAUGGUACACAGAAAGAAACAUGACUUGCUGCGGGACUACCUCAGGACUAUUUUGUAGAUUUUUGCAGAUAAAUCCUUUCAUGGGGAGGUAGAAGGGCAAGGUUUACAGCUACUGCUGUGUAGAUGUAGAGCACAGACAAACUGUGACUGGCCCAUCAAAAUCAGAUCAUACCCAGACUUUCAACAGAUCAGCAGCAACAUAAUUCUGCUCUAUGCAGUGAGUUUGCUCUCUCCUAAUCAGUCCCAUUACUGAAGAAUAGCCCCAAAACUGAGACGGACAAAUAGAAAACAGUUACCUCAACAGACAUGAGAGAUCAGUGCUGAAGCAGUCCAGGAAUAUGAGACUGAUAUGCAGGACAGUGGGAAACAGGCUAAGCGUGGCAGCACCUUACCCUUCCACAGCCAGGCAUGGCCUACAGCAACCAGUUAUGUUGCCACUUUAUAGGGCACUGCAUCACAUCAAUAGUUUAGCAGAGGAAGCUUUGUGCUCUUAUCAGUUCAGAGGUAGUACAGAUGAAACUCUGCUCUGUGCCCUCCAGCAGUAGCCCAAGCAUAGAUCAUGGUUUAAAAAAUGCUGCCCUCAAGAGAGCUUUCCAACUGCUCAGUGCAGCUCUAGGGGAAACAGAUCAGCCAUGGGAGGCUGCAGAGAUCAGCAAGAAACUAUCAUCAAAAUGUGUUUUGAAAAAGGCCAUGGAACUAAAACUUAUGUGUAGCAAAGACAGCUGCCCCAGUCAGCAGGGAUGGCACCCAAGAGCAAUGAUUUCAAGAGGCAGGAUGUAGGCUCAGGUGGCAUUCUCCAAGCAGUCACCCCAGAGUGUGAUGCUGCAGCAGGACACAGCACACGGAACACCAAAGAUCCACUGCACUUGAAGACUUUUCAAUGCAUUCCAGAGUGAUUUGUCUCAGGCCCAAGAUGAAGUCAGUUACAAGAUCUACUAACUGUACUCUGAAGGCUAUCACUGAUACUAUUAUCACAAGUACUUAUCUCAAACGUUAUCUGAAACUGCAAGUACUGAAGAGUCUCAUGAGACUGUCCUCUUCUGGCUGUCAAGGUUGAAAUAUUUUUUUUCCCCACAAACUUUGUUAAAUUGAUCUUAUUAGACCACUUCUCCUCUGUUUACUAAGGCAAAUACAGAUGAUCAUGCCUUACUAGACCACAAUCUGAAUGAGACCCUCCAAUUCUCAUGAGCCUCCUACUAAGGUGCUGGAAGGCAGUAAAGCACAGAUGUGCACUGCAAUGUAGUUAAGUCACUUUAAUAGCAGUGAGAACAAUAAAACCCAAUUCAAAAAAUCCCUGAAGGCAAUUUUAAUUUCCUGUGUUAAACCCCUCUGGAUCAGGUAAGGUUUACUGCUGCAGGUGAGCUCCAUGAGCCUGUGUGCUCCAUGUACCACACAUGGAUUCACUCAGUCUGGAGAAUUUCCUCUGCAGUCUGCACUGAGCCCUCUCAGACCUUCAGCUACAAGAUAGCCAAGAAGAAAUUCAUACAGGAACUUAAAAGACUAGACAGGAAUCAAGGAAAUAAAAGAGCUAUAAUGGAAUGAAAUCACCCCUUGUCCCCUAAAAUACACUGUCACAUCUGAAUGUAUUAAUUAGGAAGGCCAAACUACAGCCACACCAACACUCCUGCCUAACACAAGCCAAAAAGUUUAUUCAUUUUUUUCAGUAAGGGAAGCUACAGACCCACACCACUUGUUCCCAGCUUCAGUGAAUCAUACAAAAUGUGUUGUAUUGGACCCUUGCAAGUCUGGGUUUGGUUAGCUUUUUGGGGGGGCAGUGUGGAGGUGUGUCAAGUCUGCUUUUGUAUUUUAGAAAGCCCAAGCAUCAAACUUUAUUCACACAUCCAAGACUUACUACAAAUGGUGCAAUGCAAGAAGGUCACUGGUUCCUAGAAAAAACUAAUUCACAGCAGUUAAGAGUUCAGUUGGGCUUUGUUUAGAUUAUAAAAAAGUUGUAAAAUAUUGAGUAUUUUCCACAUUCCAGCACAAAUAUUCUGCAUUUUAAAGAGGAAACAGACUUCCUUCAAUUACAUGCAAGUACUGUCAAGUCAUCAGUACUUCAAACCCACGUUUUCCAGCAAGAUUAACAAGCAGGUGCACUGUUAUCUCCCCCAAAUCCUCAUUUCAAAGGGGUAUGUGCAGGCUCAUGACUGUGGAGUUUCUUUCUGCCUUGUACCUGUUAAGAGCUGAUCACCUUUUUAAGCAUCCUUAGUCUUACUUUGUGCAACACAAACCUCUGCACACUGACUUUUACAAGCCAGCAUCAUCUCAAUCUUACGAGUUCCAUAUUUACAAUAUGCAAUACAAUAUGAAGAUAAUCAAAUUCAGUGAGCAGGCUUGCUACCACAUCUGGGAAAUCUGAUGCCACAGUCAGGAGUCCUGGGUUGAGCCACACACUGCCCUAAGAAUGAAAAUCUAAGUCCCAGGAGAGUAUCAUGUGAAACCCUCCUUUAGCAGUUAACAGAAUUCCAAAGGUACACUUCUACAGCUGUGUUAACAUCACUGAGAAAAAUCCUCCAACAAGUCACACUGACCUCAACAAUGUGCACAUUUUAGAAUCUUCUGAGUGAUGCUUCUUUAUUUGAGUUAUUUGAGAUUAUCCUGAUGUCAGUUUAGCUGAGCAUGUCUGCUUUGUACAUAAGCAACUGGUUAAAGUUCUGAACAUCCCUGGCUUCUGCGAAGGAGGAGGAACCUGAAGACACUGAAAGUAGGGCAGUGACUAAGUAUGUGAAUAAUGCAAAACACAUUAAAAUAUAAUUAACAUACAGCAGUUACAGGAAAGCUAUUCAUUACCCACUGUUUAGAGGCAACAGAUUCUUCCUUAAUAGUAUGCACAAGAUACUGUUUCCAUCAAGUUCAGCCAAGUUUGUUGUUCUGUGUUUUGCUGCUAUUGUUUCGAAUAAAAAGAACAAAUACAACACAAUCAGGUUUUCAGCAAUCCAUAAAUACAGAUCUAUUGAAGUGAAGCCAUCCAAAACUGUUGUUUUCACAGAGUUUGUGUGUACAGCACGCCCAGACUCCACUGGACCAAAUACACUGGAAUCUUAAACAGAAAACAAGACAUGUUUAUAGGGAGGAUAUACAGAGAUUUAUUUAAUCAGGUUUACUAUUUACAGUUGAGAUCACUUUCACAUACUACUUUGCUACUCUACAUGGCUACAUUGUUUCCAAACCAAUUGAAGGUCUACAGUCUAA